Pyrgilauda ruficollis (rufous-necked snowfinch) is the source of this 1326-nucleotide messenger RNA. RefSeq names its product histamine H2 receptor-like. Gene Ontology annotation, biological process: adenylate cyclase-activating adrenergic receptor signaling pathway. Gene Ontology annotation, molecular function: G protein-coupled receptor activity. The coding region runs from base 1 to 1326 and encodes 441 amino acids. NCBI's taxonomy places the organism in Eukaryota, Metazoa, Chordata, Aves, Passeriformes, Passeridae. The record is from RefSeq and is a predicted model, not a curated record. Gene Ontology annotation, cellular component: membrane. The transcript is spliced from 5 exons.
AUGCCAAUGACAACAAUUCAGUGUCGCCGUGUGCCCGCGGCUGCCGAGGGGGAGUGGGAAGGGCUGGUUGGGAAGCAGGAGAACAGGGAGCAGCGUUUCCACGCGUUUCCCGGAGGGAAGGAAGGAAGGAUUCCCUGCUGGAGCGGGAGCAGCGGGCGCUGCGGGGCGGAGGAGAGAGGGGGCGGCUCCUCCGCCUGCCUCGAUUUUAACAGUGGGAAGAUGCUGACGGACAGGAAUGAAUCCUGGCUCUCUAAUUUCUCCUCUGCUGCCUCCUCCUUUGCAAGGGGAGGGGUUGGGCUCCAGGAGGUGCUCGUGGGGCUUGUCCUCACCCUCAUUGACGUGGUGACACUGCUGGGAAACACCGUGGUGUUCCUCUGCCCCGUGGUGGAGAAGAGGCUGCGCACUGUCACCUACAUGUUCAUCAUGUCCCUGGCCACGGCAGACUUCCUCGUGGCCUGUCUGGUGAUGCCCUUCAGCAUCAUUUACGAGGUGACAGGGAUGUGGCUCUUUGGGAAGCUGUUCUGCAAAGUCUGGAUCUCCUUCGAUGUCAUGUUCUGCACCGCAUCCAUUGUCACGCUGUGCUUCAUCAGCCUGGACAGGUACUGCUCCGUGGUCACCCCCUACCACUACUCCAGGAGGAUGUCCCGGGGCAGAUGCAUCGUGAUGACCUGCACGGUCUGGGUCUAUUCCUCCCUCAUCUCCUUCCUUCCUGUCAUGCAAGGCUGGAACGAGAUCCCCGGGGUGGACUUUGAUGCGGGCAGAGAAUGCAUCUUCGUCACCAACUGGGUUUUUGCCAUCGUGGCUUCCGCCCUGGCCUUUUUCCUUCCCUUCAUGGUCAUGUGCAGCAUGUACUUCUUCAUCUACCGAGCCUCCCGCCUCAAGGCCACGCGCAUCAUGUCCCAGACGCUGGAGAUCCACUACCACCCCAACAGCAAGAGGCAGAACCACCUGCAGCUGGAGAACAAGGCCACGAGGACCAUCAGCAUCAUCAUCUCCGUGUUCGUGCUGUGCUGGCUGCCCUACUUCGUGCUGAACGUCUGGCUGGCGGCCAGAGGCACCGACUCCACCAGCACCGUGCUGCUCGGCACCUUCAAGAUCAUCACCUGGCUGGGCUACUGCAACUCCACCAUCAACCCCCUGCUCUACGCCUUCCUCAACAGGGACUUCCAGCACGCCCUCAGGAAGCUGCUCCUGUGCAGGCGCAGGUCUCAGGUGGACGCUGGGGAAGACAUGGUUUCCAUAGCCACGUUUUCCAAGACCGCUCCCAACCUGGAAUACAGUGUGACGGUGCCCAACGGUGCCCCGAAGGGCAAACCCAAGUCAUAG